Fragaria vesca subsp. vesca is the source of this 1361-nucleotide messenger RNA. RefSeq lists its product as uncharacterized. The record is from RefSeq and is a predicted model, not a curated record. Bases 70 to 1209 code for a protein of 379 amino acids. NCBI's taxonomy places the organism in Eukaryota, Viridiplantae, Streptophyta, Magnoliopsida, Rosales, Rosaceae. The transcript is spliced from 2 exons.
CCUCUUCUUCUUCUUCUUCUUCUUCUUCACUCUCCAACCCAUAUUUCAAUUUCAGAAACCCUAAUUCACAUGGAACAUUGUCUCACCCACCACAAGCUCCUCCCUCUUCCGUCCCCAAUCUCCACCUUGAAGCCGCGAUCGACGGUCAAUUUCUCGCCCAAGUACCAGGCGUUGACCAGGAGGUUGACCGUGGUAGCCGGCGCCGGCGCGUCGAGCCACUGUGAGUUUAGUAGCCUGAACUCUCCGCUCGACCCGAGGACCCGAUCGGGCAAGGACCUGAGCUCGGUUUUGCAGAACCACCCGCAGCUGUUUCACUUGGCCGUCGCGCAGGAGCUGAAGCAGUUGGCUGAUGAGCGACAGGACGCGCGGUGUCGUAUGAAUCUCAGCGCUCAGUCUCAUGAGGCCUGCCUUCAUAGGAGGAUUGCUCAACUGAAGGAGCAGCAGUGCCAGAUUGCUGUUGAAGAUGUCAUGUACCUCUUGAUCUUUUACAAGUUUUCUGAGGUCAAAGUUCCUUUGGUUCCUAAACUUUCUAAAUGCAUCUACAAUGAUAGACUGGAGAUAUUGCCUGCAAAGGACUGGGAGCUAGAGUCCAUUUACAGCUUGGAGGUUUUGGAGAUGAUAAGGGAACAUGUCACCACUGUCAUUGGUUUGAGAGCAAAUUCUAGUGUCACAGACAAUUGGGCAAUGACAAAGAUAACCCGCCAGACGCUUGGCCGAGUAUAUGUGGCCUCCAUCUUAUAUGGCUACUUUCUGAAAUCUGUCUCAUUGAGGCAUCGCCUGGAACGGAGUCUAUUUCUUGAAAGCCAAGACCUUCAUCUGAGUUGUAGAACCUCCCUUCAGGAAAUGUCUCCUCAUGGAAUAAAAAGUCUUAUUUUUGGCCACGUUGGUAAAAUUCAAUCGGAGUGUGUAGGUUCAAAUAGGCUGGAAAAGACACACGGAAAGUUGAAGUGUUAUGUGAUGGGGUUUGAUCCUGAGACACUGCAGAGAUGUGCAAAAUUGAGAUCUGAGGAGUCUGUAGAUUUGAUUAAAAAUCACUGUUGUGCACUUUUUGGGGAUGAUGCGGAAAUGGGUUCACCUGAGAUAGAUGAAGUUAUCUCUACUUCCUUUUCGAGCCUAAAGAGGCUAGUUUUGGAGGCUGUUGCUUUUGGUUCUUUCCUUUGGGACACAGAAGAAUGCAUUGAUAGUGUUUAUAAGCUUAAGGAGAACUAACUAGAGGAUAUGAUAGGUUUUACAAAGUGACUCUUGCCUGUAAAUUACAAGGAUUGCGUACAAUGCUUUUGGCUCGUCUCUAAGACGCAAAGAUAUGUUAUUUCCCGUUGUAUAGUGCCUUCUUGUUUAUAAAUAAGAUAUAAUUUUGAGUU